Arthroderma uncinatum is the source of this 3744-nucleotide messenger RNA. Its product is annotated as GTPase activating protein. Lineage: Eukaryota; Fungi; Ascomycota; Eurotiomycetes; Onygenales; Arthrodermataceae. The record is from RefSeq and is a predicted model, not a curated record. The transcript is spliced from 2 exons. Bases 1 to 3744 code for a protein of 1247 amino acids. Gene Ontology annotation, biological process: regulation of GTPase activity.
AUGGUUUAUCCAGACAACUUCCGGGAAACCUCCAUCCGGUCCGUCAGCCCUGAGGAGUCGCUCUCCGAUGCUCAGAACCACUCGCCUGCCUCCGAUGCCGAGUUUCUGGCCAGCGCAACGGCUUCACCCCGGGGGACUCUUCGCGCGAAGCCGCGUGACCGCCGGCGUGAGUUUAGUCCCUUCCACGCCGGACACAAACCCAAUGACGAGGAGCUGCCCGUGCCUGAUUCACGGAGUCUACGGGCCAGGUCGAAAACAACCACCAUGGAGGACCAGAGGGGCGACUUGCCACCCAGCUCGUUCCUAGGACGGACCAGGAUGAGACUCGGCUCCUUGACCACCGCUGCCACCGCCAACGUAGCAGCCUCUGCCUCCCCACAGAGCCCCAGGCCGCCGCUCCACGAAGAUUCCAUCUCCUCCAUCGGCUUUCCCUCCAUCAUCCAGACUCCGGGGCAGCGCCCGCGCUUCGUCAAGUCACAGUCGACCCUCUCCCCGGGACUGCCGUCGUCCAAUGCCUCCAGUCCCGGGCCAUAUGUAUCUCAUCACGUCCUCAACCCGGAUUCGUCCAAGAUACUGGAUCUGAUGAAGUCUACUUGCGGUAGAAUGCACGGAAUUCUCUCCUUUAGGAUCUCGGGAGCUGCCGCCUGGACUUCGGGAUACUGUGCCAUCAACGUUGCCGCAGGGAGUCUCAUCUACCAGGCCAAAGGUGAACCGAGCCUGGCAAAGACCCUCAUCCCAGAUCUCCGUGGUUGCCGCGUCCGCACUCUCUACUCCGCAGAAACUCAAAGCUCGUACCUAAGCGUUUCAACUCACUCCUCCACCCUUAGCGUACACCUACGUCCCCAUGUGAAGGAAACCUGCGAUUCCUGGCUGGCAGCCCUCCUCUGCUGGCAACCAAUUCGUCCAAAGGGUGUCCAGAAUAAAAUGACUAAGCCCCAGUCAGUCGCCAUAACUGAACGGCGUCUCGCAGACCGCCGGAGAAAUUCAGAAAGCACCUUGCAAAAGGAAGCCACCAUUAUUAAAGUAGGCAAGAUGUUGCUCUGGGAUAGGCAAAGCGCGUCGGGCGUCUGUCCGCCGCCCACCCCGAGGCGGAUAUCGACCUUCAAGCAGCAACGAGCGCUCUCUCAAUAUUGGAGGAAGGUGAAUUGCACGCUGCAAGAGAACGGCCAUAUGAAGAUUGUUACGGAGGCCGGGACAAAUCUUGUAUCUUUCAUACAGCUAUCUCAGCUUUCGCGAUGUGCCAUUCAAAAAUUGGAUGCUUCCGUUUUGCAGGACGAAUUUUGCAUUGCUAUUUAUCCUCAGUAUGCCGUCCAUGCCGGAAGUGACCACUUAACCCGGCCCAUCUAUCUCUCCAUGGAAAGCCGUGUACUCUUCGAGGUCUGGUUUGUCCUGCUCCGUGCGUUUACCAUCCCAGAGCUCUACGGGCCCGAACAGCCUCCCUCGACCGACGAACUCAGUCGUUCCCACCCUCUAGCCAUGUCCCAAGCACUCCCAGCCACGACAACAGAUAUGUUCCGAAUCGAGCGCCUUCUUAAUGUCCGUGUAAUUGAAGCGAAGAUAUUCUCGCACGCAAGGGCUGAGCAAUCCGAAAAGAGCAAAAAGUCCUCUAAACAACAGGGCCAUGCUCAAACCGCCGGGGAUUACUACGCCGAAGUUCUUCUUGAUGGUGAAGUUAGAGGCAAGACCGCCGUGAGGAAUAGCACCUCGGCGCCGUUUUGGCGAGAAGAUUUCACGUUCCAUGACCUCCCACCUGUCCUGUCGAGCGCUACAGUGCUAGUAAAGACUCUCAAUCCUUCACAGAAAGACUGGACUCUUAUUUCUAGAGGGACCUAUACACCCACCGAGGGCGAGCGGGAGCAUGACCCGUUGACGGGCAUAGGAGAUGUAGAAAUAGCAUCCCAAGACACCACGUUCGGCAGAAUAGAUCUCCCCCUGGACAGCUUAGAUCCCGGAAACGGUUCUGAGAAAUGGUGGCACAUCCUCGACGAUAACGACCAGCCUGUCGGCGAGAUGCUGAUGCGCGUCCAACUCGACGAAACGGUUGUCCUCAUGUCCCAGGAAUACAAGGUCAUGUCCGAACUCCUACAUUCUUUUCCCAACGGCCUUACAGUCCAUCUCGCUGAGCUCGCACCCCAAGAGCUCCGCCAACUCUCCGAAAUCUUCCUCGACAUCUUCCAAGUCUCCGGCCAAGCAAGCGAAUGGGUUACCGCGCUUGUCGAAGACGAAAUCGACGGCCUCCACCGCGAAACAUCCGCCAGUCGCCUCCGUUAUACCAGCCGCAUUCAUUCAAACGACUCCUACGAAUCCGGACAAGAGCGCGAAGUCCUUGUCCGUGACCUGGGCCGCUCUGCAACCGUCGAAGCCAACCUGCUCUUUCGUGGGAACUCCCUCCUGACCAAGUCCCUAGACAUGCAUAUGCGUCGUCUUGGAAAGGAAUACCUUGAAGAAACUAUUGGCUCAAGUAUAAGAGACAUUGACGAGAGCGAUCCAGACUGUGAAAUCGAUCCGAACCGCGUCAGCAGACAGGAAGAUCUAGAGCGUAAUUGGCGCAAUUUGAUCAUCCUGACAAGUAAUAUGUGGCAGUCGAUUGCCGGGUCGGCGUCGCGGUGUCCACCAGAGCUCAGGUAUAUAUUUCGACACAUCAGAGCGUGUGCUGAGGAUCGGUAUGGCGAUUUCUUGCGCUCUGUUACAUACAGCAGUGUUUCUGGAUUUUUGUUCUUGCGGUUCUUUUGCCCGGCGAUCCUAAAUCCAAAGCUAUUUGGUCUUUUAAAAGAACAUCCACGAGCUCGUGCUCAACGAACUUUGACAUUGGUCGCCAAAGGACUCCAGGGACUUGCAAAUUUAACAACAUUCGGCAAUAAGGAGCCGUUCAUGGAGCCCAUGAACAAGUUCCUUAUGUCUCAUCGGAAUGAGUUCAAAGAUUUCAUCGAUUCAAUAUGCGCAAUACCUGCCGAACGCCCACCUCAGAUCGUUAACCCCUCAUUCGCAACCCCUAUUCAAAUCCUCGGCCGUUUACCUCCCACAUCUCGAGAAGGGUUCCCAAGCUUACCAUUCCUCAUCGAUAAUGCGAGGAGUUUUGCAUGCUUGGCUCGUGUAUGGCUACAGGCUGCACCAAGUGGACUUACAGAAAUACCUGAUAUGGAUGUGAACAUCCUCAAGUUUCACUCGCUAUGCAUCGAGUUAGAGAAUCGAACCAAAGAGUCGCUGAACAAGGCGGAGCAAGCAGAACAACCUAGCGGCAACCUAGAGGUGAAAUGGGAGGAGCUUGUCGAACAAAUUGAAAAGUCUGGUACCUUCUACGAGGAAAGCUCAAGCAAGGCCAAUACACCGAGUAAAGAGUCCACGAUAACCAGCGUCAGCUCCACCACGGCAGGCAACAAUCGAAACUCGAUCGGUUACUUUCCGCGCACGCCAUACCUGAAAUCCACGGAGGCUAGCAUUAGUGACGAUGCCGACGACGAUACCCCUUCUAGCGCCACAUCUGCCCCCUGGGAGCAGAACCGCCCAACUUUCACGCAGCCUAAAUACUACGCUGACUCCCGAAAAAGCACAGAAAGUCUACAUAACUCUUCCACCGUUUCGUUAACCCAGUCAGAGACGCCUAAGAACCGACAGUCAGGCAUGUCUCGCGACUCCGGGAAGUAUCGUCUUUUUGAGUUCGUUGACAGAACCAGACGGAAAGGAAAGGAGAGGGAAUCAGCGCAGCCACCGCCAGACGUGGGUCCGCGAAAUGAAUUUAUAUGA